CGGUUGAUACUCAGUCCUCCCCUAGCGGCCAUGGCCCUUCCCGUCAUUCCCUAUGAACAGCGGCUUCUCAUCAUGGCGGACCCUCGGGAGAAGGCGCUGCAGGACUACAGAAAGAAGCUGCUGGAGCACAAAGAGAUAGACGGUCGGCUUAAGGAGUUAAGAGAACAACUAAAGGAGUUAACAAAGCAGUAUGAAAAAUCAGAAAAUGAUCUUAAGGCGUUGCAAAGUGUUGGACAGAUUGUUGGAGAAGUUCUUAAACAGUUAACAGAGGAAAAAUUCAUUGUAAAAGCUACUAAUGGACCAAGAUACGUUGUAGGCUGUCGUCGACAGCUUGACAAAAGUAAACUAAAACCAGGAACAAGAGUUGCAUUGGAUAUGACUACUCUGACUAUAAUGCGUUAUUUGCCUCGUGAAGUAGACCCCCUUGUGUACAACAUGUCUCAUGAAGAUCCUGGAGAUGUGUCAUAUUCUGAAAUUGGUGGACUUUCUGAACAAAUCAGAGAGCUACGCGAGGUUAUUGAAUUACCUCUUACAAAUCCAGAGUUAUUUCAGCGUGUAGGAAUUAUACCGCCAAAGGGAUGUCUGCUGUAUGGCCCACCAGGUACUGGAAAAACACUCUUAGCAAGAGCUGUUGCUAGCCAGUUGGAUUGCAAUUUCUUGAAGGAGAUUUUGGCUACUUUGGACUACUCCAACCCUCCUGUCGUCAACCAUAAGAAAUCAAGUGGUCGGCGUUUCUCUGAAGGUACAUCAGCUGAUAGAGAAAUUCAGAGAACUCUAAUGGAGUUGCUGAAUCAGAUGGAUGGAUUUGAUACCUUGCACAGAGUAAAAAUGAUCAUGGCCACUAAUCGUCCAGACACAUUAGAUCCUGCCUUGCUACGUCCUGGGAGGCUUGAUAGAAAAAUCCAUAUUGAGCUGCCAAAUGAGCAAGCAAGGUUAGAUAUUUUGAAGAUCCAUGCUGGUCCAAUAACCAAACAUGGUGAAAUAGACUAUGAAGCCAUUGUGAAACUUUCUGAUGGAUUUAAUGGAGCAGAUCUGAGAAAUGUCUGUACAGAAGCUGGAAUGUUUGCAAUCCGGGCUGAUCAUGAUUUUGUGGUCCAAGAAGACUUUAUGAAAGCUGUCCGCAAAGUUGCAGAUUCUAAGAAACUAGAGUCUAAACUAGACUACAAACCUGUCUAAGAUCAACAAAAGACUGCAUGGAUAUUUGGCUUAUGUUUAAAAGGGUCAUCUUCUUCCUCCUGGUUAUGGUUUCUAUUAAAAGUACAUGUAACAUCAUAAGACUGAGUAAUUUGAUGAUUUCUGGAGCAAGUCUGCUACAGAAAAUAUUCUGUAUUCCUACAAUGCUGCAUUCGGUGCAGCUCGGAAAAGAUUUGCAAUGAAAACCCUUUAAUGUCUGAAGAAAUUAGAGAUCCCCAAAUAAUGGGGAAGAACAUAGCAGAUUUUAAGACAUUUACUGUGUUUCGUAAGAAGUAUUUUAUAUCAACUGACUUUUGUUUUUUCCUUUCCAAGUUAAAUAAACCACGUUUAAAUUGGG
Messenger RNA from Bombina bombina (fire-bellied toad), 1531 nucleotides. It is a transcript of the gene PSMC6, whose product is annotated as proteasome 26S subunit, ATPase 6. Gene Ontology annotation, molecular function: ATP hydrolysis activity; ATP binding; proteasome-activating activity. Gene Ontology annotation, cellular component: proteasome regulatory particle, base subcomplex; cytosolic proteasome complex. Bases 31 to 1176 code for a protein of 381 amino acids. The record is from RefSeq and is a predicted model, not a curated record. Gene Ontology annotation, biological process: positive regulation of RNA polymerase II transcription preinitiation complex assembly. The transcript is spliced from 14 exons. Lineage: Eukaryota; Metazoa; Chordata; Amphibia; Anura; Bombinatoridae.